Messenger RNA from Penicillium paradoxum, 372 nucleotides. RefSeq lists its product as uncharacterized. The transcript is spliced from 2 exons. Lineage: Eukaryota; Fungi; Ascomycota; Eurotiomycetes; Eurotiales; Aspergillaceae. The record is from RefSeq and is a predicted model, not a curated record. The coding region runs from base 1 to 372 and encodes 123 amino acids.
AUGAAUACACCUGAUGGAACUGUUUUCCACCAAGCCUAUGCACACGACGACAAGGGUCUUGAAAACGAAGCUAUGGCUCUCCUCCUAGAUGGAAAAGAACUAUUCCUCGAGAAGGAUUUGUUCUUCAGCAAUCAUAUGGACUCGAAGACUGCGUCGGCAGUAUUGAUAUACGCUGAUGAGGGAAAGGGUUUCCUCGAUUCGCGGGACUCGAACGGCAAAAUCGAUACACUGGAAGUGGGACCGGAGACAGGGAAUGGGUUGAGGAUUCUUGUUUUGGAUGAAGGGAGGGAUACAUUUGUUCACCAGGAUGUGCAGAUGAGGAGGUUUUUUCAGGUGUGGAAGGAUCAUGUUUCUGAUGCGUUGAAGCAUUGA